Messenger RNA from Zea mays, 752 nucleotides. RefSeq lists its product as uncharacterized. NCBI's taxonomy places the organism in Eukaryota, Viridiplantae, Streptophyta, Magnoliopsida, Poales, Poaceae. The coding region runs from base 192 to 752 and encodes 186 amino acids. The record is from RefSeq and is a predicted model, not a curated record. The transcript has 4 exons.
UGGUUCUUUUGUCAGGACACCAUCUUUGGUGUGUAUUGUCUUGCAUUCUUUUUUCAUAUCGGAGUUCUUACAUAACACUUAUAUUACUUCUGAAUAUUUUAAUCUAGUUGCACCAACAUGCUCCAAGCAUAUCAAUCAGGGAGCAGAAUGUUUCAUCCGGAGUGCCACCAACUAAAGCUUCACAAGCUUUGAUGGAUGAACCAUUUGAAAAUGUCAAUGGACAAACUGAAGAACUGCCAUCAGAGCUCCCCUGCUCGAUCAAGAGACCAAAAUUUUCAGUUGCAGAACUUCUAGAAGACCUACAGGGUAGAAGUGGUUCUUAUGUUGAGACAACAUCUUUGUCACACCAACACACCAGAGCUAAACAUUGGAAGCCAAAGUUCCUUUCUUCCGAGAAGAAAACAAUAGCUAUUCUAGGAGACAGGAGUAUUGAUAGUGAGGACCCCUUAGAGCAUGUAAUUGACGGAACAUCUAGCGAGGAGGAAGAUGCUACUCAAAACCACUUGAGUUUGGUGAACAAAGAUGAGAACCAGCAAACUAUGGCUGACCUAUUUCAAGAAGUUUUUAAUCCAACAAACAUGGAUGGUGCCAUGAAAUCAAUGAGAUCAACAGGAGCUGGUAACUAUGGAAGAAUGCAACAGAUUAUGCAGAUGGAGAAAGAUUGGCAUGUGGAAUUCUUGAGACAGUAUAGCAGAGAGCACAGUUAUUCAGGUGGUGCUCUUGGUAGCAGUUGGUAUAACUUAAUGAAAUGA